Messenger RNA from Exophiala mesophila, 1618 nucleotides. RefSeq lists its product as uncharacterized. Lineage: Eukaryota; Fungi; Ascomycota; Eurotiomycetes; Chaetothyriales; Herpotrichiellaceae. The record is from RefSeq and is a predicted model, not a curated record. The transcript is spliced from 7 exons. Bases 133 to 1371 code for a protein of 412 amino acids.
UCUGAACUUGACAAAUACCAGUAGAAAUACCAGUAGGUCUCGUUCAGCUUUGCAAAAGUUCUCCUGUUUGGUAGUCUGCUAGUCCUCUAUCUUGAUUCUAUUGCAGUUCUCCUGACGUCCUGAACAUUAACCAUGGCCAAAAUCGCGUCUUCCGCCAUCCCUAACCUCAAGUCUCAGAUCGAUGCUGUGACUGCUGAUCCCACAGGAGCUCCAGGUCUGGUCUUUGCAGCUGUCAACAAGAAUGGCGAAAUCAUCUUUGAGCAUGCUUCGGGCAAGGUGGGUGUUGGCAAGGAAGAAAACAUGUCGAUGGACAGCAUAUUCUGGAUCGCCAGUUGCACCAAGAUGAUCACGGGAAUUGCGGCUCUCCAGUUGGUUGAGCAAGGAAAACUUGCUCUGGACGAUGUCGAUCUGGUUGAGAAACUGGCUCCCGAACUAAAAGCAGUCCAAGUCUUUGAGAACGGCAAGCUAGUACCCAAGAAAAGGGGUAUCACUCUUCGAAUGCUUUUAUCACAUACAGCUGGAUUCGGCUACUCGUUCUUCGACCAGCGACUCAUCGACUGGGCUGGUGCUCAAGGGUUGGAUGAGUUUUCUGGCUCGUACCAUGAUUAUCUUUCUCAACCACUUGUCAAUCAACCCGGUGAAGCCUGGGAGUACGGUAUCAACAUUGAUUGGGCCGGUCAAUUGAUCGAAAGAGCUUCGGGCAAGAAACUCAACGAUUAUUUCCAGGACCACAUCUUCAAGCCCCUGGGCCUGAAACAGAUUAACAUGUUCCCAGAUGAGGUCAUGAAACGAAACCUGGCCUACAUGAAUUCCCGCGCAGCAGACGGAAGCCUUCGAUUGCAUCCCAGCGGUCACUUGAACCGCAAGCCCCUCUAUGCUACCACCAAGGAGGAAAUCGACGGGACCUUCCAACAAGGUGGAGCUGGGUGCUUUGCUAAGCCAACUGAAUACGUCCAGAUUAUUGCCACACUGCUAAACGAUGGCGAGAGUCCGUUGACAGGCCAACGAAUUCUGAAGAAGGAGACGGUAGAUCAAAUGUUUACAAACCAAAUUCCAGACAUGCCCAACUUUGCUCGUCAGGGCAUCGAUCCACCGAAACGCGACCUCGCCAACCCUCUGCCAGAACUUUACCCUGAGCCCCAUGACAUUCCUCAAGGAUGGGGUUUGACCUUCUUCCUCCACCUCGAAGAUUCUGCUGUUCAUAGCAAGGGCACAGGCUGGUGGGCGGGCCUCCCUAAUCUCUUCUGGUGGGCAGACCGUACGAGGGGUAUCGGUGGCAUGAUUGCCUCACAAAUUAUUCCGUUUGGUGACAUGAAAGUUCUCGGCCUCUGGGGUCAGCUCGAAGCUGGUAUCCUGCAAAACCUCCAGUAGCCCAACAUGAUAACUGAUUUUCUACUUGGUCACUGGAGCUGCUACGUGGUGAAUUACCUCAGAAGACCGAGUUUGUUGGGACAAAAAUUGCAAGAUAGCUUUCGACGCUACGCUGAACCAGCUGCACGAAUAAGCUUUCUGUCUUGAAGGUCUGGCUGGCAGAAUAGAACAGUUUCUAGGACCAUUGAUGAAAUCUCGUCCAGUUGGAAUUUCGCAUCCAUGCGAAUAUACCCUCCGGAUAUCAACG